Messenger RNA from Brettanomyces bruxellensis, 1755 nucleotides. RefSeq lists its product as uncharacterized. Gene Ontology annotation, biological process: transmembrane transport. Gene Ontology annotation, molecular function: transmembrane transporter activity. Gene Ontology annotation, cellular component: fungal-type vacuole. The coding region runs from base 1 to 1755 and encodes 584 amino acids. Lineage: Eukaryota; Fungi; Ascomycota; Pichiomycetes; Pichiales; Pichiaceae. The record is from RefSeq and is a predicted model, not a curated record. The transcript has a single exon.
AUGUCAGCAGACGGAAACGAAAAAUACACUAACAAAUAUCACCCGGAUUUUGUUCCGGGUACCAUUAACUUUAUGCUUGACCGUGUGGACUCAAGCAACUUGGAGAAUAUGGAUAAGCAAAGUAAGUUGAAGGUUACGAAAGAUGGUAUUGUUCUACACCCUCAACCGUCUGAUUCACCAAACGAUCCUCUCAAUUGGGGUAAAUGGACUAAGCUGUACCAGUUCAUUCUUCUUUGUUUUAUCACUGGAUUCACAGCGGCCACAUCUAAUGAUGCUGGCUCAAUUCAGGACUCCUUAAACGAAUUAUAUGGUAUAUCUUACGAUGCUAUGAAUACCGGUGCAGGUGUUUUAUUUGCAUCGAUUGGACUCUGCACUUUCAUUCUUGGUCCAACUUCAGCUUUAUACGGCAGAAAAUUGACAUAUGUCAUCUGCAUCUUGCUUGGAUUGGGUGGUGCUAUUUGGUUUGGCCAUUCAAGAAAUACGGCAGACAGUAUCUGGUCUCAACUUUUUGUGGGUGCCAGUGAAGGCUGUGCUGAGGCAACUGUGCAGCUUUCUAUUUCUGAUAUGUAUUUUGCACAUCAGUUGAGUAGCACCUUGACGAUUUACAUUCUCGCCACCUCUGUUGGUACCUAUUUGGGACCAUUAAUUGCUGGAUUUAUUGUUGAGUAUGUUGGAUUCCGUUGGGUUGGAUGGCUUGCAGCAAUUAUCUCUGGUGUGUUGAUCAUUGUGAUGCUUCUUACUCAGUACGAGACAGACUUUGAUAGAAGGAGUUACUAUGGUCAGAUAGAUUCCUCUUCAGUUCAUCCCGCAUCAAGUGAGCUUGAACAGGCAAAGAAGCUUGAGGAUGAAAAGAAAGUUCAAAAUGAGUCCUCCGACUCGUUGAUUGCGUCAAAUAUUGCAUUGAAUAGUGACACAGAGUCUGGUAAAUGCAUGUAUGGCACUGGUACAAAUGAACCUCGAAAGCCAUUUUGGAAAAGAGUUCAACUCAUUACACCUUCCUCAAAUUUGCAGGGACUUGGUAUUAGACAGUACUUUAAGCUUCUUUUCCUUAUGCUUCGUGUUUUUUGGUUUCCACCAGUUCUUUUAUCCGGCUUGUUAUGGGGAUUGCAAGACGCAUUUCUCACAUUCUACCUCACAACUGAAGAUACAGAUUACUAUGAUCCACCUUGGAACUACUCUGAUACCGGCGUCGCUUUAAUGAAUGUGCCUUGUGCAAUUGGCGCUUUUUUGGGCUGCAUUUAUGCUGGCUGGUUUUCAGAUAAAGUUGUUCUGAAAUUGGCCAGACGUAGAAACGGUAUUCAUGAGGCUGAAGAUUACCUUUGGAUGCUUGUCACAAUAUUGAUAAUUGACCCAAUUGGCCUUAUGAUAUUUGCUGUUGGAACCGAUAAAGAAUGGAGCUGGAAGAUCACCUACACAGUUGGUCUUGGAUUUAUUGGCUUUUCGUUUGGUUGUGCUGGAGAUAUCGCUAUGUCAUACUUGAUGUCAGCCUAUCCAGAAAUGAUUUUGGAGGGAAUGAUUGGUGUUUCUUUGAUUAAUAAUGGUAUUGGAUGCAUUUUCACCUUUGCAUGCUCUCCUUGGUUAGAAGCAAUGGGAAACACUAAUACCUAUGCAGUUCUAACUGCUUUGCAAGUAGUUGCAUGCUUGAUGAUUAUUCCUUUCAUGAAGUACGGAAAAAGAAUGAGACUAUGGACGAAGAGAUACUAUAUUAGCUAUAUUGAAGCUAGAGAUGGUGUUAGCAGCAGCAGCACUAAUUGA